AUGAGCGCAACACACGAUGCAACAGCCCCAGCCGGGAAUGCACACCUGGAUGUGAACGCGCCGAACAAAGAUCACGAUAUCACGAGCCCUUCUUCGACCGAUGUCAGUCUUACUGAAAGAGAUGGAAUCGUACAAAAUGGCGAGAAAAGUAUAAGAGAGGCCGAGGCUGGAGCGAAUGGCGCCGCUGCUGCGCCGACAGCACCUGGUGCGCAAGAUGGCGAACAUCCGCAAAGAACAAAGCUGCAGAUAUUCUUGAUUAUGCUCUCUCUGGCUGUGGCAGUUCUUCUCGUCGCUCUCGAUAUCACGAUCGUCACAACCGCUUUACCCACAAUUUCGGCAGAGUUCAACAGCGCCUCGGGAUACACAUGGAUAGGUUCAGCGUAUCUCAUCGCACAGUCGGCAGCCACACCAAUUUGGGGCAAGAUUUCUGACAUCUUUGGGAGGAAGCCUAUAUUGUUGCUCACAAAUGCAAUAUUCUUCGUGGGCUCACUCCUGGCAGGUGUGUCUGUUAAUAUGGACAUGUUGAUCGCUUCAAGAGUAAUCCAGGGUAUUGGUGGAGGAGGCCUUAUCACACUAGUAAACAUCGCCAUCUCCGAUCUCUUUUCCGUGCGAGAUCGAGGCCAAUAUUUCGGAAUUAUUGGCGGCGUGUGGGCUUUGGCAAGUUCACUGGGACCUGUCGUGGGAGGGCUCUUUACGCAAAAGGUUUCUUGGAGAUGGUGCUUCUACAUCAACCUGCCUUUCGAUGGAGUUGCUUUCCUUAUCCUCUUAUUCUUUCUCGAUGUCAAAACACCAAGGACACCGCUCCGAGAAGGUCUCAAAGCUGUUGACUGGUUGGGAUCGCUUACAAUGGUUGGUGGAGUUGUUAUGCUACUACUUGGCCUAGAAUUCGGAGGCAUAUCACACCCUUGGGACUCAGCGACGGUGCUAUGUCUCAUCAUCUUCGGAGCCGUCGUCAUUGGCAUCUUCUUCCUCAUUGAGUGGCGGAUAUCGCCAUAUCCUCUUAUGCCUCUUGACCUCUUCUCGAAGCGUUCGAACUUGGCUGCCCUGGCUACCUGUUUCUUCCACGCUUUCGUUUUCAUCAGCGGCAACUACUUCCUACCGCUCUACUUCCAGGCUGUGCUUGGCGCAACACCCAUCCUUUCUGGUGUUUAUCUGUUACCUACUGCGCUGUCGCUAUCGUUCCUUUCGGCCUUCACCGGUGUCUUCAUUAAAAAGACUGGGCAAUAUCUGCCCAUGAUCUGGUUUGGUAUGAUCCUGAUGACACUCGGCUUCGGACUCUUCAUCGAUUUCGACGUCAACACUUCCUGGGCCAAGAUCAUCGUUUUCCAGAUCAUUGCUGGAAUUGGUGUUGGGCCAAACUUUCAAUCCCCGCUCAUCGCCCUUCAGAGUCUCGUGCCGGUAAUCGAUGCUGACAUGCUCGCUUCUAAGAAACGCGACAUCGCUACUGCGACCGCUACUUUCGGAUUUACCCGUAAUCUUGGGUCGGCUAUCUCGGUCGUUGUUGGUGGAGUCGUCUUCAACAACGAGAUGAAGUCGAAACAGCCUCAGCUUGCUACCUCGCUAGGCCCCGAGACCGCAGCAAGGUUUGGUGGAGGCUCCGCUGGCGCCAAUGUAGGGCUUAUUCAAUCGCUUCCCGACGAGCAAAAGGCCGUUGCGCGAAAAGCGUUCGCCGACUCACUGAGCACCAUGUGGAUACUAUACGUCGCAUUCGCAGUUGUGGGGCUUGCAGUCAGUCUGCUGAUCACGCGCAACAAGCUCGACAAGCAGCAUGAGGAAACCAAGACUGGAAUUGAGGCUGAGAAGGCUAAGAGGCUCGAAAGGGAAGCUGAGCGUGCAGAGAGGCGGAAGAAGAGAGCUAGCAAAGGGUCUUUGCCACUCGAUCCUGAAGCGCAGGCGAGUGAUCCUGAUGUCUCAAGGGACAAGGAGACGACAGCAUGA
Alternaria burnsii is the source of this 1938-nucleotide messenger RNA. RefSeq names its product multidrug resistance protein fnx1. Gene Ontology annotation, molecular function: transmembrane transporter activity. The record is from RefSeq and is a predicted model, not a curated record. Gene Ontology annotation, biological process: transmembrane transport. The transcript has 2 exons. NCBI's taxonomy places the organism in Eukaryota, Fungi, Ascomycota, Dothideomycetes, Pleosporales, Pleosporaceae. The coding region runs from base 1 to 1938 and encodes 645 amino acids.